CCCGCGGCAAUUCGCAGGAGCCUCAACCCCGCCCCCGCCCGCGCCCGCCAAUUUCCCCCUCAAAAGCACCUUAUAACCAGCGCGCAGAUCCCAUCCCCUCUCCCAAAUCCAAGCCAUCCCCGCCGCCGCCCGCCGCCCACCACCUCCACCGCCCACGAAAUCUUCUUCCGGAAGACGCGCGAGCCCCGCCGGAGACGAGAGGCAUGGACGCCAAGUCGGUGACGCCGGGCGCCGUGGCCCUCAUCCUCGCCAACCCCACGCCGGCGUCGCCCGACGACGUGCCGGAGAUCGUCGUGCAGGUCGUCGACCUCAAGCCCAUCGGCUCCCGCUUCACUUUCAUGGCCAGCGACGGGGAGGCGAAGGUCAAGGCGAUCCUCUCCACCCACUUCGCGUCGGAGGUCCACUCCGGCAAGCUCCAGAACCUGGGCCUCGUCCGCAUCCUCAACUACACAUGCAACGACAUCCCACAAAAGACGGACAAGAUGGUGAUUAUCACCAAGUGCGAGGUCGUGUCCCAGGCGCUUGAUGCCGAGAUCAAGAGCGAGGUCAAGAUGGAAGAGCCAGCGGCUCUCAUGAAGCCCAAGGAGGAGGCUGCGGUCCUCUCCAAGCCCAUUGGCGUGGCCCCGGCUGCGAUUAUGCUGAAGCCGAGGCACGACGUGAAGUCCGCCUCCCAGAUUGUUAGCGAGCAGCGCGGAAAUGCUGCUCCUGCUGCUCGCUUGGCCAUGACGAGACGGGUGCAUCCUCUGAUCUCCCUCAACCCCUACCAGGGCAACUGGGUCAUCAAGGUGCGGGUCACAAACAAGGGCAACCUCAGGUCAUACAGGAAUGCCCGUGGAGAAGGCCAUGUCUUUAACGUAGAGCUCACUGACGAGGAUGGCACCCAGAUCCAGGCCACCAUGUUCAAUGAGCCCGCAAAGAAGUUCUAUCCCGUGUUUGAGCUUGGGAAGGUCUACUACAUCUCCAAGGGGUCGCUCAGAAUUGCAAACAAGCAGUUCAAGACAGUCCAGAAUGACUAUGAGAUGACCCUGAGUGAGAAUGCUGUUGUUGAAGAAGCUGAGGGAGAAUCUUUCAUUCCGCCAGUGCAAUACAACUUUGUCAAGAUUGAUAUGCUGGGGCCAUAUGUUGGUGGCAGGGAGUUAGUAGAUAUCAUUGGUGUUGUUCAGAGUGUAUCACCUACUCUGAGUAUCAGAAGAAAGAUUGACAAUGAGUCAAUCCCCAAGCGUGACAUUGUUGUUGCAGAUGACUCGAACAAAACUGUCACCAUUUCUCUUUGGAAUGAUCUUGCCACCACUGUUGGUGAGGAACUCUUGGACAUGGUUGACUCUGCACCUAUCAUUGCAGUGAAGAGCCUGAAAGUAUCUGACUUUCAAGGUGUGUCUGUUUCUACAGUAGGCAAAAGCACACUUGUGAUUAACCCAGAGUUGCCUGAGACUGAGAAGCUUAGGGCUUGGUAUGAAUCUGAAGGCAAGGGUACUACCUUGACAUCAGUUGGUGCUGGAAUGGGUGCAUCCAACGCUGGUGGCUUGAGAUCAAUGUACUCUGACAGAGUUUUUCUGUCUCACAUCACAAGUGACCCUAAUUUGGGCCAGGAUAAGCCUGUUUUCUUCAGCCUGUAUGCCAACAUAAGCAACAUCAAGCCUGACCAGACCAUGUGGUACCGUGCCUGCACCACCUGCAACAAGAAGGUGACUGAGUCACUCGGAUCAGGAUACUGGUGUGAAGGGUGCCAGAAGAACUAUGAACAGUGCUCAUUGAGGUACAUCAUGGUGAUCAAGGUCUCUGAUCCCACUGGUGAGGCCUGGCUGUCUCUUUUCAAUGACCAAGCAGAGAGGAUCGUUGGCUGCAGUGCAGAUGAGCUUGAUCGGAUCAGGAAAGAGGAGGGCGAUGACAUGUUCCAGCUCAAGCUGAAGGAAGCCACCUGGAUUCCCCACCUGUUCCGCGUCAGUGUCGUGCAGAACGAGUACAUGGGAGUGAAGAGGCAGAGGAUCACCGUGAGGAGUGAGUCGCCGGUCGACUAUGCCGCUGAAGCGAGGUACCAGCUCGAGGAGAUCUCCAAGCUCACCUCCAGCUAGAAGAAGAUGCAAGAGGAGUAUGCCUGCUCCCCUUGAGGAGACUCCCAAGCUCACCGCCGCCUGCUGGAAGAAGAUGCAAGAGUAUUGCCUGCCUGCUCCCCUUGAGGAGAUAUGAGACAUCCAGGCUCACCGCUUUGCUAGAUGAAGCCAUGUUUUGGCCCCAAGUUUCCUGAAGUGUAGUGCUGCUUCAGCUGUGUCUUUCUGCCGUGUCGCUCCUCAAAUGUAGUGAUCACUUAAAAACGCUUUUGCUGUCCUGUGUUAUAUAUGUAGACGUUCGGUUUGGAGGACAUCGGAGUAUUCUUCUGUUCUAUCUGUUUGAUCUGCAAAUUCCUUCUCCAUCAGACAAGCAUGAAUGCAGAUCCACUGCUAGCUGAUGUUAAACAUAUGUUCUGAACAA
Triticum aestivum (bread wheat) is the source of this 2469-nucleotide messenger RNA. RefSeq names its product replication protein A 70 kDa DNA-binding subunit B. Gene Ontology annotation, molecular function: DNA binding. NCBI's taxonomy places the organism in Eukaryota, Viridiplantae, Streptophyta, Magnoliopsida, Poales, Poaceae. Gene Ontology annotation, cellular component: nucleus. The record is from RefSeq and is a predicted model, not a curated record. Gene Ontology annotation, biological process: DNA replication; DNA repair; DNA recombination. The coding region runs from base 204 to 2072 and encodes 622 amino acids. The transcript is spliced from 12 exons.